Molecule: messenger RNA, 543 nt
Organism: Rhinichthys klamathensis goyatoka
Lineage: Eukaryota; Metazoa; Chordata; Actinopteri; Cypriniformes; Leuciscidae
Product: zinc finger BED domain-containing protein 6-like
Exons: 2
Coding region: 31-543 (170 amino acids)
Source: RefSeq, a predicted model, not a curated record
CUCCGUUUACUGAGGCAGGGAAAAAAUAAAAUGACAGAGGCGAGGAUAAACGAAUGUCACCGAGCAGUGACUAAGUUUUUGGUAAAGGGUUUGCACCCGUUUGCCACAGUAGAUGCCUCUGCAUUUCGCGAGAUGAUAAAGACUCUCAACCCAAAAUACUAUGCCCCAAACAGAGAGAGUUUAACAAAUCAUCUGAUUCCUGCUUGGUAUGGGGUUGAAAAGAGCAAUCUGAUCACAGAGCUGAAACAUGUCACACAUGCAGCCAUCACAGCAGAUGGUUGGACUAGUUUCAGUCAAGACCACUACCUCACUGUAACAUUGCACUAUGUUAGGGAAGGUCAGAGUAAAGAAAAAGUCCUCCAAACCAGAGCAGUGUACAAAGCUCAAACAGGGAUAGCUGUGGCCGAGGAGAUUGAGGGGAUCCUGGAGGAGUUUAGAGUGAAAGAGAAGGUGGUGGCAGCAACUGUGGAUAACGCAGCAAAUAUGGAUGUAGCUGUGAAAACUAAAUAUCAUCAAGUUUACAUGUUUUGCGCACACACUUAA